This is a messenger RNA of Drosophila subpulchrella, 632 nucleotides long. RefSeq names its product probable prefoldin subunit 6 (gene Pfdn6). The coding region runs from base 128 to 505 and encodes 125 amino acids. The transcript has 3 exons. Gene Ontology annotation, molecular function: protein-folding chaperone binding. NCBI's taxonomy places the organism in Eukaryota, Metazoa, Arthropoda, Insecta, Diptera, Drosophilidae. Gene Ontology annotation, biological process: protein folding; chaperone-mediated protein complex assembly. Gene Ontology annotation, cellular component: prefoldin complex; cytoplasm. The record is from RefSeq and is a predicted model, not a curated record.
GAGUUUUCUUCCCAUCACCAUCUCACAUGCAUUUUGUCGAAUUUCGCUGAAAUUAUUAACAACCGGUGAAACAACUGCUCUAUUAAAUCCAAAAUUUCCGAGAAACGCCCGCAGCAACUCUAUCAAAAUGGACAAGAACAGCGCAGCGUUGUACAAAAAGAUGCAGACCGAGGUUGAGUCAUACCAGAACCUGCAGAAAUCCUGCGUUAAGAUGGUGAAACAGCGGGCCCUGCUGGAGAGCCAGCUGAACGAGAACAAGUGCGUCCUGGACGAACUGAAUCUGCUGGGACCCGACAACAAGGUCUUCAAACUCUGCGGCCCCAUUUUGGUCAAACAGGAACUGGAGGAAUCGCGCCAGAAUGUCGGCAAGCGCAUCGAGUACAUCUCCAAGGAGCUGAAGAGCUCCAGCGACACUCUGGAGAACAUGGAGAAGGACAUGCUGAAGCAUCGGGAGGCCGUGACCAAGUACCAACAGCAAUGGCAGGUGGCGGCGGCGAUGAAGUGAUGACCCCCGCCCACACAACCCUCUAAUUUAUAACUUAUUUUGGUAUAGCUUGAUGGCUUUAAUAACUCAACUGGCGCGACAGCUUCAUCUUGAAAUCAAUAAACAGAAUGAAACAUUCAGGGGAGUA